AUGCCCAAAUCCUCCCCGUGCGUAUUCCCAAGGUCAUUCCUGUGGCUGGCAUCUUUAGCUACUUUGGUGGUGCAGUCGGUGCUCUCUUCCUCCUACUCUUCUUCAUCCUCCUCUACAUAUCAGAGAUCUGCAACCGGUGGGAAGCGGCUGGGCUUCAUGGAGAGGACGCUGGUUCUCCUGGAUGUCAACACCCGCAGUCCGAUCCGAGUCCUCAACGACAACUUCCUUUCUCUGCAGCUGGACCCCUCGAUCAUUAAAGACGGCUGGCUGGACUUUCUGAGCUCCAAGCGGCUCGUGACCCUGGCGCGCGGCCUGUCUCCUGCCUUUUUGCGUUUUGGCGGAAAACGAACCGACUUCCUGCAGUUCAACAACCAGAAGAACCUCGCCAAGUUCAGAGGGCCGGGGCCAGACUAUUACCUGAAGAACUACGAAGACGAUAUAGUGCGCAGUGACAUUGCAUUGGACGAGCAGAAGGGCUGCAAACUGGCCAACCACCCGGACAUAAUGCUGGAGCUGCAGAGGGAGAAAGCUGCCACCACACAGCUCGUCCUGCUGAAAGAGCAGCUGUCCAACAUCUACAGCAACAUUAUGAUAACAGCCAGGUCUUUAGACAAACUGUACAAUUUUGCCGACUGUGCUGGUCUGCACCUGAUCCUGGGGCUCAACGCGCUGCACAGAAACCCAGACAACUCCUGGAACACCUCCUCCACCCUGAGCCUCCUCAAGUACGGCGCCGGCAAGAAGUACAACAUCUCCUGGGAGCUGGGCAACGAGCCUAAUGCCUACCGCAGCAUGGUGGGCCGUGCGGUCAACAGCACUCAGUUGGCACAGGACUACAUCAAGCUGCGGACCCUGCUGCAGUCUGUACGAUACUACCACCGAGCUCACCUCUACGGCCCCAAUGCAGGACGACCCCGCAAGAACGCCAUCCUGCUGCUGGACGGGUUCAUGAAGAACGCUGGCUCUGCUGUAGAUGCAGUUACGUGGCAACAUUAUUCCAUGGAUGGCAGAGUGAACAAAGUGGAGGACUUCCUAAAAACUCGUCUGUUGGACACGCUGACCGAGCAGAUCACGAAAGUCACUAAGGUUGUGAACACACAUACUCCCGGUAAGAAGGUGUGGCUGGGUGGACUGGGGCCGGCAUGGGCAGGAGGCCUCAGUAAUCUCUCUGACACGUACGCUGCUGGCUUUCUGUGGGUGAACGCGCUGGGUAUGGCUGCUGCGCAAGGGAUUGAUGUUGUCUUGCGUCACUCAUUCUUUGACUACGGAUACACUCACCUUGUGGACCAGAACUUCAACCCUUUACCUGAUUAUUGGUUCUCUCUGGUCUUCAAGCGUCUGGUAGGUCCGAGGGUUUUGGCCGUGCGAGUGGCCGGACUGCAGAGGAAGCCUCAGCCAGGACGCGUCAUACGAGACAAGCUGCGUAUCUACGCCCACUGUACCAGCUACUACAAUCAUAACUAUGUGAGAGGGGCCAUAACAAUCUACAUCAUCAACCUGCAUCGGUCUCGAAAGAAAAUCAAGUUGGCGGGGACCUUACGGAACAAUACCGUCCAUCAGUACUUGCUGCAACCCUACGGCACUGACGGACUCAGAGCCAAAUACGUCCAGCUGAAUGGGGAGAAGCUGCUCAUGGUGGAGAAUGAGACGUUCCCAGAGUUGAAGCCCAAGACAUUGAGAGCUGGACGGACGAUAGCCAUGCCUCCCAUGACCAUCGGCUUUUAUGUCAUCAAAAACAUUAACGCAUACGCCUGCCGAAGAUAG
This is a messenger RNA of Cyclopterus lumpus (lumpfish), 1764 nucleotides long. RefSeq names its product heparanase 2 (gene hpse2). Gene Ontology annotation, cellular component: extracellular matrix; membrane. Gene Ontology annotation, molecular function: hydrolase activity, acting on glycosyl bonds. The transcript is spliced from 12 exons. Lineage: Eukaryota; Metazoa; Chordata; Actinopteri; Perciformes; Cyclopteridae. The coding region runs from base 1 to 1764 and encodes 587 amino acids. The record is from RefSeq and is a predicted model, not a curated record.